Messenger RNA from Medioppia subpectinata, 195 nucleotides. NCBI's taxonomy places the organism in Eukaryota, Metazoa, Arthropoda, Arachnida, Sarcoptiformes, Oppiidae. The record is from the annotation of a GenBank genome assembly.
GGCUUAUGUCUACGACACCAGUCUCUAUUACACAUCAGGGAAUAGAGACGUAUCAGCGCUGGUAGUGUUCAUCCUAUCGGCGAUAAUUCACGAAUAUAUUCUGGCGCUGGCUUUCGGCUUCUUCCUACCCGUGCUCUUCAUAUCGUUCGCUAUAGUGGGAGUCCAAGGGCUCGACGAACAAGAAUUCAACGAAUA